AUGAUGAACAUGAAGAACAUCAUCAACAACAACAACGUAGUACCCUCGUAUAGGGGCAUUCCUUCACAGAGGACACCCUCUAAGGUUAGAACUAUUCCCAUUCACUUCGUGGGUUCAGAACGUAGUAGAGAGAAUUCUGCCAUCAAGAUCCAGAAGGUUCUGAGAGGGUUUUUUGUGAGGAAUGCGUUGAAGAGGAUCAUGGGGUUACGUGUUGAGUUGCAGAGUGUUGAGGCUAAGGUUUAUGCUUCAAUGGAGGUGAUUAAGAGGGACCAGAGGGAGAGAGUGAGGGUCAGCGAGACCAUCAUGAACUUGCUUUUGAAGCUUGAUUCGGUUAGGGUGCUGAGUUCUUGGUAUGGGGUUAGGGAAUGUAGGAAGAGUGUGAUUAAGAAGGCUAUUGCAUUGCAAGAGAUGGUUGAAUCAGAAUCUGCUUGUGUUGUUGAAGAAAAUGGGGUGGAGGAGAAUGAUGCUAUGGUGCAGGAAGAGGAGAAGGUGGUUGAAGUUUCUGAAGAGAAAGAGGAGGAGAAGAUGGAGGUUAUGGAUGAUGAUUCUGGAGCAGAUAUUAAGUGUGUUUCAGAAUCAUGCAUGAAUUCUUGUGUAGAAGAGAAAGAAGAGGAGAAAAUGGAAGAUUCUGGAGUUGAUAUUCAAUGUGUUUCAGAAUCAUACAAGAUAGAAGAGGAAGAGGAGGGUGAUGGGGAGAGAGAAGAGAGUGUAGGAACAAGUUUGGUUGAGGAGAAUGAGAAUAAUUGUGUGCAAAUUUUGCAGAACACCAUUGAGCCUUAUUACAAGUUAGCAUACAUAGUAUUCAGAAUAGGACUAGGUGAUGAUUAA
Arachis stenosperma is the source of this 828-nucleotide messenger RNA. RefSeq names its product BAG family molecular chaperone regulator 5, mitochondrial-like. NCBI's taxonomy places the organism in Eukaryota, Viridiplantae, Streptophyta, Magnoliopsida, Fabales, Fabaceae. Gene Ontology annotation, molecular function: protein-folding chaperone binding. Gene Ontology annotation, cellular component: plasmodesma. Gene Ontology annotation, biological process: protein folding. The transcript has 2 exons. Bases 1 to 828 code for a protein of 275 amino acids. The record is from RefSeq and is a predicted model, not a curated record.